AUGAAUGAAGAGAGUAAUAAUGUUUCAAAUCAUCAGCUGCUCGACAGUCUUGAAGCUGCCAGUACGUUGACUUUUUUGAAAGAAUGGAAUAGUAUCUCUUCCAAGCUGAACAUUAAACAUAGGCUGCCUAUGCUGACACUGGAUGUGGAGUUUUGGUCGAGGAAUAUUGCAAAUGGUGUCGGAGGCCAUCCUAAAUGGAAGGAUGUGGAUAUGGUUCUAUUCCCCAUAAACGUUCCUCAUGCCCAUUGGUUUUUAGCAGUGCUACAUUUAGAUAUUUGGAAAGUACACAUUUAUGAUUCAGCACGAUGUAUGAAUUACUUCACAACGUACUUGACUGGUGGAGAAUUCAAAAGUUUUGGGGAUAGUAUAAUCGAAGAGCUAGAUGCGAUUGACUACUGGAAGGAUUUCCCCGAUAGACACAAAGAGAACGCAGUUGUGGAGUUUAUUGAUAUUGUAGAUGCGCCACAACAAGAAUAUAUUGCUAAUAGAGGGGAUUAUGGAGUAUUUGUAAGCAUGUAUAUGGAAAUGAUUGCUUCGGGGGUACUGGUGAAGAGUGAUAAGCCAUGUAGAGAUGCGGGAUUUCUCUACAGAAAUAGGAUGACAAAUAUUAUUUGGGAUACUAAAUAACUUGAUGUUUGGAAGUUUGUAUACAUUAUUAUGAAAUACAUGUUUUUAGU
Lactuca virosa is the source of this 677-nucleotide messenger RNA. The record is from the annotation of a GenBank genome assembly. Lineage: Eukaryota; Viridiplantae; Streptophyta; Magnoliopsida; Asterales; Asteraceae.